UAAAAAGAGUCUAAUAUUCUUUUUCUCUCCUUUUAUUAUUAUAUACUUCAGUCUUUCAACAGGUGUCCUGUGGUGCGAUUGAAAGGUUAUAAACUCGGCAACAUAAAUAAAAAAAUUAACAAUAGUGAGGUUAGAAAGGAUUAUUGAAAGGUAUUAAGAGAAGAAUAGAGGGAGAAGGGGAGUGUAUUCAUCGUGUGGAGAGCAGGUAGUUGAAAAAUCUUCGUUCGACGACCAUCGUUGUUGUUGUCAAGAUGGCGUCGAUAGGGAAGCUAGCCACCGAACAUGGCCGUUCUGAUUCAUACAGGGUCGCCACAUUACCCAACAUUCGCGACGACAACAAGACUGCGGAUGGAAUGUACAAGUCACGGCGAAAAAAUCCUAAACGGAAGGGAGAGAAUUUGGACGAUUUGAAGCAAGAGUUGGAUAUUGACUUCCACAAAAUCACACCAGAAGAACUUUAUCAAAGAUUUCAAACGCAUCCCGAAAACGGCCUCAGUCACGCGAAAGCAAAGGAGAACCUUGAGAGGGACGGACCGAACGCAUUAACGCCACCUAGGCAAACCCCAGAAUGGUUAAAAUUCUGCAAGAAUUUGUUCGGUGGUUUCGCCUUGUUGCUGUGGAUCGGUGCGAUCCUUUGUUUCAUCGCGUAUUCGAUCCAAGCGUCGACGAGCGAGGACCCGAACGAUGACAAUCUUUACCUCGGCAUUGUGUUAGCAGCUGUCGUAAUAGUGACUGGUAUAUUCUCGUAUUAUCAGGAAAGCAAGUCGAGCAAGAUUAUGGAAUCGUUCAAGAACAUGGUCCCACAAUUCGCGACGGUUAUAAGAGAAGGGGAGAAGCUGACUCUGAGAGCGGAGGACUUGGUAUUAGGCGACGUAGUAGAAGUCAAAUUCGGUGAUCGUAUUCCAGCUGAUAUCAGGAUUAUCGAGUCACGAGGGUUUAAGGUUGACAACAGCUCACUCACCGGUGAAUCCGAGCCCCAAUCCAGGUCACCCGAAUUUACGAACGAAAAUCCAUUGGAAACUAAGAAUUUAGCAUUCUUCUCUACUAAUGCGGUUGAGGGUACGGCAAAGGGUGUGGUUAUUUGUUGCGGUGAUCAAACUGUGAUGGGUAGGAUCGCUGGAUUGGCAUCUGGUCUGGACACCGGGGAGACUCCGAUCGCUAAAGAAAUUCAUCACUUUAUCCAUCUUAUCACCGGUGUCGCCGUAUUCCUUGGAGUAACAUUCUUUUUAAUCGCUUUCAUUCUUGGAUAUCAUUGGUUGGACGCCGUGAUUUUCCUUAUUGGUAUUAUUGUCGCUAACGUACCGGAAGGAUUACUCGCUACCGUAACCGUCUGCCUCACCUUGACAGCCAAAAGGAUGGCCUCGAAGAACUGCCUGGUUAAGAAUCUUGAAGCCGUCGAAACUCUUGGCUCUACUUCCACCAUUUGCUCAGAUAAAACUGGCACCUUAACUCAGAACAGAAUGACCGUUGCUCACAUGUGGUUCGACAAUCAGAUCAUCGAAGCCGACACUACGGAAAAUCAAUCCGGUUUGCAAUACGAUCGUACGAGUCCAGGAUUCAAGGCAUUGUCCAAAAUCGCAACGCUUUGCAAUCGCGCCGAAUUCAAACCAGGUCAAGACAACGUGCCCAUCCUUCAAAGAGAAGUCAACGGUGACGCUUCCGAGGCUGCCCUUCUCAAAUGCAUGGAACUUGCUCACGGUGAUGUCAUGGGUAUGAGGAAAAAGAACAAAAAGGUCUGUGAAGUUCCCUUCAACUCAACCAACAAAUAUCAAGUCUCUGUCCACGAAUCCGAUGAUCCUAAUGAUCCGAGACACUUAUUAGUUAUGAAGGGUGCACCGGAAAGAAUUCUUGACAGGUGCUCGACCAUUUUCAUUGGCGGCAAGGAAAAAGUACUAGACGAGGAAAUGAAAGAAGCAUUCAACAAUGCCUAUCUCGAACUUGGUGGUCUCGGUGAACGUGUACUUGGCUUUUGCGAUUUCGUAUUACCCUCCGACAAGUUCCCAAUUGGUUUUAAAUUCAACUCCGACGAUCCCAACUUCCCGGUUGAGGGACUCCGAUUCGUGGGACUCAUGUCUAUGAUUGACCCGCCCAGGGCUGCGGUACCUGACGCGGUCGCUAAGUGCCGAUCCGCUGGUAUCAAGGUCAUCAUGGUCACCGGUGACCAUCCGAUCACUGCCAAAGCCAUUGCCAAAUCUGUCGGCAUCAUCUCUGAAGGUAACGAAACCAUCGAGGACAUUGCUCAGCGGCUUAACAUUCCCGUAUCCGAGGUUAAUCCUCGCGAAGCCAAGGCCGCAGUUAUCCACGGAACCUCACUCAGGGAAUUGAAUUCCGACCAACUGGACGAGAUCCUCAGGUACCACACCGAAAUUGUGUUCGCCCGUACCUCGCCUCAGCAAAAACUUAUUAUCGUCGAGGGUUGUCAACGAAUGGGUGCCAUUGUAGCCGUAACUGGUGAUGGUGUGAACGAUUCGCCCGCUUUGAAAAAAGCAGAUAUCGGUGUAGCUAUGGGUAUAGCUGGUUCUGAUGUCUCCAAACAAGCAGCCGACAUGAUUCUACUUGAUGACAAUUUUGCCUCGAUUGUUACGGGGGUUGAGGAGGGUCGUUUGAUUUUCGACAACUUAAAGAAAUCUAUCGCGUAUACUCUGACCUCGAACAUACCCGAGAUCUCUCCUUUCCUGGCUUUCAUUCUCUGCGACAUACCAUUACCACUUGGUACCGUCACUAUUCUCUGCAUCGAUUUGGGAACCGACAUGGUACCCGCCAUCUCACUAGCCUACGAGGAGGCAGAGAGCGAUAUUAUGAAGCGACAACCACGAAACCCCUUCACUGACAAGCUAGUUAACGAAAGGCUUAUCUCGAUGGCGUACGGACAAAUCGGUAUGAUCCAAGCAGCUGCUGGUUUCUUCGUUUACUUCGUCAUCAUGGCUGAAAAUGGUUUCCUACCGCUUUAUCUAUUUGGUAUCAGAAAACAAUGGGACUCGAAGGCUAUCAAUGAUCUCAGAGACAGCUACGGCCAGGAAUGGACCUACAGGGACAGGAAGACGUUGGAAUUCACCUGCCACACGGCUUUCUUCGUAUCCAUCGUAAUUGUACAAUGGGCCGAUCUUAUAGUUUGUAAGACGCGCCGUAAUUCGAUCGUUCAUCAAGGAAUGAGAAACUGGGCGUUGAACUUUGGUCUUAUCUUUGAGACUGCACUAGCUGCGUUCCUAAGCUACACACCUGGUAUGGACAAGGGUCUUCGCAUGUUCCCGCUUAAAUUCGUCUGGUGGCUACCAGCCCUGCCGUUCAUGUUCGCCAUCUUCAUCUACGACGAGACGAGACGAUUUUAUCUACGCCGAAAUCCUGGUGGCUGGCUAGAACAAGAAACUUACUAUUAGAGAGGACACGGGGGGAAAGAAUUUCACACACGCAGAGCGCGCGAGCAAAAAAAUUAGCAAGAACGAGAAAAAGUGCGAAAGAGAAAUGUACGAGAGGGAGUGAGAGAGAGAGAGAGAGAGAGAGAGAGAGAGAGAGAGAGAGAGAGAGAGAGGGAGAGAAUGCGUGUGAGAGAGAGAGAGAGAGAGAGAAUGAGAUGACGCAUACCCACGCAGAAAAAAAUACACCCAAGUUUUAAAAAUUAAUCAAAUUAUUCACUCACGUUUAAAAAAAAGAUAAAAAAAAAAAUAAAUAAAUAAAAUAAAAAGAACACACACACAGAGAGAGAGAGAGAGAGAGACAUCGUAAAUUAUACGGGGCGUGCUACAAAUUGGAUCUGUUUCCAUCCGUACUGUCAUCAGAUAAUCAAGAAAAAUAAUUAUUAUAUAAUAAUGAACACACAAGAGUUAAAAUGAAAGGAACAAAAUGAAGAAGAAGAGAAAGAAUAAUUGAACAAACAAAUGCAGAACAAAUGGUAAUAGAGAUGAUUAAAAAUGAUUAGAGGGGGGAGGAAGGAGGGUCGGAAGAAAGGGCCUAAAGUGAGAUGCGAACGCGCGAAAUUCAUAAAAAAGUAAAAAAAAAAAAA
This is a messenger RNA of Polistes canadensis, 4000 nucleotides long. It is a transcript of the gene Atpalpha, whose product is annotated as sodium/potassium-transporting ATPase subunit alpha. Gene Ontology annotation, cellular component: membrane. The transcript has 10 exons. Gene Ontology annotation, molecular function: P-type sodium:potassium-exchanging transporter activity; ATP hydrolysis activity; ATP binding. Lineage: Eukaryota; Metazoa; Arthropoda; Insecta; Hymenoptera; Vespidae. The record is from RefSeq and is a predicted model, not a curated record. The coding region runs from base 252 to 3377 and encodes 1041 amino acids. Gene Ontology annotation, biological process: sodium ion export across plasma membrane; potassium ion import across plasma membrane; proton transmembrane transport.